Molecule: messenger RNA, 576 nt
Organism: Aspergillus terreus NIH2624
Lineage: Eukaryota; Fungi; Ascomycota; Eurotiomycetes; Eurotiales; Aspergillaceae
Product: haloacid dehalogenase, type II
Exons: 2
Coding region: 1-576 (191 amino acids)
Source: RefSeq, a predicted model, not a curated record
AUGGGUUGCUACUCAUCCUUCCAGGAUGUAACGAAGAAUGCGCUGGUGCAUGCGCUCCGCGAACUGGACUCGCAGCUCGACACAGACGACAUCAACCAGUUGCUUAUCGCCUAUAACAGCAUAGCGACGUUCCACGACGUGGGGCCGACACUGGAGCGGAUCGCCCAAAUGCCUUACGUGAAACCAGUCAUCUUUUCCAACGGAACGGCCGACAUGCUGAGCGAAUCGCUGGCUCGCUCGAGUGUCCUCAACCGUCACCGGUCGGUCUUCAAGGAUGUCGUCAGCGUAGACGACAUCCGGAAGUACAAACCGGCACGCGAGGUCUACGAAUACUUGGCCCAACGAGUCCGAAAGGUCCCGGCCGAAUUCAACGACAUCUGGCUGGUGAGCGGGAACCCAUUCGACGUGAUUGGGGCACGGAACGUGGGCUUGAGGGCGAUCUGGGUAGAUCGGGCCCAGAAAGGAUGGAAGGAUCAAGCGAUGCCGAGUCUGCACCCAACCGCCAUCGUGCACCAACUGGAACAGGUUGUCGAUGUGAUCAACAAUAAUCAUUUCCAACAGAAUGCAGCGACAUAG